Ectocarpus sp. CCAP 1310/34 is the source of this 1240-nucleotide messenger RNA. The record is from the annotation of a GenBank genome assembly. NCBI's taxonomy places the organism in Eukaryota, Phaeophyceae, Ectocarpales, Ectocarpaceae.
AUGGAUUUGGAUGCCGAGUACAUGGCAACCCAGUGGGCAGUGGAGUGCUUCUGCUCCAAAAACAAGGACCUCAAGUAUGACCGGCAUGAGGAACAUGAAUCGGCCGCAGAGUGCAACAUGAUGUGCUCGGGUGGUGCUGAGGAAGAGACGGAAGAGACGUGCGGAGGAGAUCACGCCUUCGACCUGUACAAGAUUGGAGGUUCCACGGAGAACUCGCCCUCGCCCUCCCCCGACGACAUGACAGGGCUCCUCGACUUGCACAACGAAGCAAGGUGUGUUCACGGUGCGGACCCUCUCGGAUGGAGCGACCCGGUGACGUCUUCCGCCGCCGAACACGCGGCGAGGCUCACGGACCAAUGCACCUCGAGCCUGUUCCACAGCACCACGGAUCAGCGGUACGGCUACGGCGAGAACCUUUUCAUGUGCUGGGGCACGGACACAUGCUACAACCACGAGUAUGCCAUGGAAAAACUAUACGUCGAGGAAGUCCAAUUCGGCGCGGUUACCGACUACAUCGGCCACGCGACCCAGAUCCUGUGGAAGUCUACGAAGAAAGUCGGAUGCGUCUUGGCGCAGUGCACCAACGGCGGAACCCCCUACACGUUCCUCGUGUGCCAGUAUGACCCAGCGGGCAACAUGGGCGGCGACAAAGAGUACAUAGAAGAAGUGGGGCUACCUAACCCUGAAAACUCGUGCUAAACGGGCAGACCAUACCACGUGCUGUUGCUCUGCAUGGGGGGAUGAAACUGUUGCAACGAUCAUGAGUUUGAUAUUGGUACGUGCCUUGUACACGUAAAAGGCAAACUGUUUUGUUUUUUUCCGCUCAGAUGCUGGGGUGAAACUGUUUCAACGAUCAUGAGGUUGAUAUUGGUACGUGCCUUGUACACGUAAGGCAGACUUUUUUUUUUUUUUCGCUCAGUCAAAUGUAUUACAGUCGUUGUUUAAUCCCGAGGUGGUUAAAAUUUUACCUGUUGCUCGUUGUCUGGUUGGUUCUACAAUAGUCGAGAUCUCGUAGUAUUGAGUUCAGUCCCGAUUCAUUCGUGCUCUGCGGGCAUAGGGCAUAUGGCAUGCUCUUGAACAGGAUCUCGGUUUUCGCAAAGGAUGGUAUCAUAGAACCAGGCGUAUCUGUACAGCAGCGGGAAUGUACGGGCUACUCUAUGCGGAUGGUUCAACAUGCUAACCCAGGAAAAUACUGCCUCGUUGUUGCAAGGUGCUGUUGUCGUACGCAGAGGUCGGCGAC